Ramularia collo-cygni is the source of this 924-nucleotide messenger RNA. RefSeq lists its product as uncharacterized. The coding region runs from base 1 to 924 and encodes 307 amino acids. The record is from RefSeq and is a predicted model, not a curated record. The transcript has 4 exons. NCBI's taxonomy places the organism in Eukaryota, Fungi, Ascomycota, Dothideomycetes, Mycosphaerellales, Mycosphaerellaceae.
AUGACGGCGCCCGCCAGCACCAAGUCAGACGCUGGUGUUGCAGGAACAGGCAUUCUCCUCGCCUUCAUCAUCACAGCCGGUCUCGCCCUCGUCUGCUCCUCCAUCAUCAUCUUCAGCGAAUGGCGCGCAGUCAACGUCCGCAACAUUCCCCGGCGAAUCCUCUCCGGCCUCUCCGAUCAGCAACUCAUUCAAGGAAUCGGCAUUCAGGUCGUCGGAUUGGCCCGCGUGCGAACCAUGGUGCCCUACCACUUCUUUAUCAUCUGGAUGUUGGCCUUGCUAUCCACUGCCACAAACUUUGCGGCUCUGCUAGCUCUUGUGCAAGACUUCAAGCGGGACUGGGUAUUGCGGUGGAUGCGCCAGUUCGCCAUGUUCAUUAAUAUGGUUCUGGGGAUCGUAUACGGUAUCUUCGUGUUGGAGAGUAAUGUGAAAGCCCUGGCGCCGACGUUGCCAAUCGCGUGUGCCUGGCAGGAGCAUGCAAAGAGUCGGGAGGCGCAGGGAAACCAGACAGCCAGCGUUGUAGGGACAAUUGCAGUCAUUGCAGUUAGCUGCGUCAUCUUCGUCCUCGGGACAUGGUAUUUGCAUAUGCGGAGGCAAAUCUGGGGAAAGUCUGUUCGGGCCGUCUGUCUGGUUGUGCUCAUGGCCAUGGCCAUUGCUGCGACUGUGAGGGUUAUCCUCGUCUCACAAGCUUUUGGAACACCUUCAGUAGUCUUGGAUGACGCUGGAGAGCAAGACUGGUCAUUCGGCCAACUGCUUACUAUGCUACUGCUGGUCUUGCCCUUCAUCUCUGCAUUGGAGAUCUACCGAGGCGAAACCAAAGUUCCACAAGCAACUGCUGCUGGCUACUCGGAUGCAGAGCAGAUACCUCUGACUUCCACCGAGGGCUCGGGGAUGAAGGCAUUCCAAGGAAACUCUGGGUACACAUAG